Messenger RNA from Prosopis cineraria, 1029 nucleotides. RefSeq names its product aquaporin TIP1-2-like. Lineage: Eukaryota; Viridiplantae; Streptophyta; Magnoliopsida; Fabales; Fabaceae. Gene Ontology annotation, biological process: water transport; transmembrane transport. Gene Ontology annotation, molecular function: water channel activity. The coding region runs from base 74 to 832 and encodes 252 amino acids. The transcript is spliced from 3 exons. The record is from RefSeq and is a predicted model, not a curated record. Gene Ontology annotation, cellular component: membrane.
AGGACUAGAGUCGCACGGUGUAUCACAGCAAGCAGCAGACCCAAGGCCAAGAGCAUUCUUUGUCACCUAAAGAAUGGCGAUUGCUAGGAUUGCUAUCGGAAAUGCAUCGGAGCUGGGCCAAGCCGAUGCUCUCAGGGCUGCUCUGGCCGAGUUCAUUUCGAUGCUCAUCUUUGUGUUCGCCGGGGAGGGCUCCGGCAUGGCUUUCAACAAGCUGACGGACAAUGGAUCGACGACACCAGCAGGGCUGGUGGCGGCAUCGUUGGCUCAUGGCUUUGCAUUGUUUGUGGCGGUUUCAGUCGGCGCCAACAUUUCUGGAGGCCACGUGAAUCCCGCCGUUACUUUUGGUGCCUUCAUUGGGGGCCACAUCUCUCUCCUCAGGAGCAUUCUGUACUGGAUCGCCCAAUUGCUUGGCUCUGUCGUUGCUUGCUUACUCCUUAAAUUUGCCACUGGUGGACUGGAAACAUCAGCUUUCUCGUUAUCUUCAGGAGUGGGGGCAUGGAACGCGAUGGUGUUCGAGAUAGUGAUGACGUUUGGUCUAGUGUACACGGUGUAUGCAACGGCCUUAGACACGAAGAAGGGUGACAUUGGGAUAAUUGCUCCGAUUGCGAUUGGUUUCAUCGUCGGAGCUAACAUCUUGGCCGGAGGGGCCUUUGACGGGGCAUCCAUGAACCCAGCUGUAUCUUUCGGGCCAGCCGUUGUGAGCUGGACGUGGGCCAACCACUGGGUUUACUGGCUCGGUCCCUUCCUCGGUGCCGCCAUUGCGGCCAUUGUUUAUGAGAUAAUAUUCAUGAACCAGACCACUCAUCAACAGCUCCCCACCGCUGACUAUUAAGAACCGUAACUCCCUUCUGCCCCACCUACGUUGUUAAGUUCACGGUGGGGUUGGUUUCUUGCCUUCGCUUCUGUUGUUGAAGGCUCUCUCUUAUGUUUGCAUUUUUGUUGCUCUUUCAUUCCCUUGAACUUUGCGCUUUGUCUGGUUCACUGCCUUUAUUUUUAUCAUGAUUAUGUUAUUUCGUGCUUAUCUUCAAA